Messenger RNA from Saprolegnia diclina VS20, 1794 nucleotides. RefSeq lists its product as hypothetical. The transcript is spliced from 7 exons. The record is from RefSeq and is a predicted model, not a curated record. NCBI's taxonomy places the organism in Eukaryota, Oomycota, Saprolegniomycetes, Saprolegniales, Saprolegniaceae. The coding region runs from base 60 to 1532 and encodes 490 amino acids. Gene Ontology annotation, molecular function: protein binding.
CGUAACCGGACGUUACUUUAGCAUUGGCGGUCGACUUGCCGUUGAUAGCGAUCCCGUCCAUGACGCUGCUCGUGAAGAAGGUGCUCGAGCGCGUCCCGGGCGAGCGCCUGGGCAUGACGCUCAUCUCGCUCAACCCGAAUGGUCCGGGCUCUGUCUUUGUCUCGUUUGUGCAUCCGAGUACGGCGGCGGCCCGCGCCAACGUGUGCCCCGGCUGGGAGAUCCUCGAGCUGAACGCGAAAGGCGUCGAGGCGCUCACGGUCGAGAAGAUUGGCCAGUACGUGGCGGCAGAGAAGGGCCCGAUCACAGUCAUCUUCAACAAGGCGCACUCUCAGGGCUAUGAGGACUGGAAGAAGAAGAGCUUACAGAGCAUCCAAAGCGUCUCUCGGAAGCGUGCGAUGAGCGACGCGCUGGACGAGCCGCCCGAGGUUGCAGUCGCUUCAAGCAAGAAGCCGACGAAAGCUUCGCUCACAAAGACCACACAAGGACCCGUGACGCGGUCGUCGCCAGCAAAGACGACGAAGAAGGCGAUGCGGUCGCCGGAGCCCAAACCGACAUCCAAGAAGCACACACCCAAGCCGCCUGCCGAGCCCGCGGCCGCACCUCACGCCACGCCAGAGCCGAAAUCCAAGGUCAAGGCCAAAGCCAAAGCAGUGGCAGCGACAACACCGCCACCAGAGACCACACCGUCCAAGCGACCGGCGACGAAAGUCCCUCGGGGCCAGCGACAGAUGAGCGAGUUUGUCGUCCCGAUGAACGCCCCGCCGUCGCCGGAACCCGAAGAGGUGACCGGAACGAGCCGCGCGUCCCGCGCCGAGAACGCCAAGAUGAACUUGGUCCUCCAGCGGCUCAUGGGCAUGGGCUUCAAGCGCGACGAUGCGAUUUUGAGCUACGAAAAGACGGGCAGCGGCACGGCCGACCAGUGCAUGCUCUGGCUUGUCACGUAUCUCGAAGAACGCAAGUUUCUCGCAGACCUCAACAAGGCGCAGAUCGCCUCCGAGCUGCAGAAGCGCACGGACGACUCCCAGCUCAAAGAAAAGGCGCAGGAGGAGCUCCGCGCGACGACGACCUUGCGCAGUCUCUUUCCCGAGUCGGUCGUCUUUGCGACUACGAGUCCGUUGGAGGCCUUCCAGCGCUUCAUUGACGACGACUUGACCCGGGUCUGUGCUGAGAACCAGCUGCGUACGCUCGUCGCCGAGCUCUUGACGCUCGAAGGCAAGGCCAAAAAGUGGUUUGGCCGCCCCGCCGAGUGCUAUGUCGCACAGCUUUUCGAGACGCUGACCCCGAUUCUGACGGCCCACGCGCCACGAACGUGCUGCUGCCACGCGACUGCGGCGUUGGCCUCGUGCGCGCUCGUGGACAGCGUCGCGACUGAAAUCGCGGCCUUGAAGCGCCACUUGUACGCGAUGCCCUCAAAUACGGGCGGCAUCCCCGAGGCCUUUCUCAAGGCCGACGAGAGCUUGCGGUAUACGCUUGACGACGACGGCUUCGAAGUGCUCGACGUCGCCAAGAGCAGUGACGACGACGACGCAUAAGACCGAGUCGACCAGUUGUCGUGAUGAGAUUUGCCUUCUUUGGUGGGAGUUGCAUAAUGCCACGGUGGUGGGCUCUGGCGACCAAUGUCCCAUCCCAAGCAUCCUUCUAUGGACCGUAUGGGCCAAGGGACCAAUAACAGAGUCGUAAAUGCCCGUGGGUGCUGGCGACGGCCUGGACGAGUACCGAACGCGUGGGCUAAAAGUAUCAAGGAUCUUAGCCGAGGUAGAUGCCUUCGCCUGCAAACCAGAGACCGUUGUCGUU